AUCACUUUCUUGUCAUAAAAUUCUCCAAUUUCUCAGACAAUGAGAACUGUUUUUCUUUGAUCUUUUCACAUACAUGCUAACCUUUGUAAAAUUUCUCCUCUAGCUAAAAAGAAUAAAAUCUGUGACUUCCUUUUCUUCUUUUUGUUUCUUUCUAAUUUCUCAAUGGAAGCUCCUUCUUCUCCUUCUUCCUCUCCUUCUCCUUCAUCUUCUCCUGCUUCUAACGGAGGAGAGAAUUGCUGUGUUAAAGUUGCUCUUCAUAUAAGACCGCUUAUCGCCGAUGAGCGAGCUCAAGGCUGUAAAGAUUGCGUCACUGUUGUCUCUGGAAAGCCUCAGGUACAAAUAGGCACACAUGCAUUUACUUUUGAUCAUGUUUAUGGGAGCAGUGGCACUCCCUCGUCUGCUAUGUUUGAAGGAUGUAUUGCCCCAUUAGUUGAUGGUUUAUUCCAAGGAUAUAAUGCGACUGUUCUUGCUUAUGGUCAGACGGGAUCUGGGAAGACAUAUACAAUGGGCACAGGCUUCAAAGAUGGUUGCCAAAUGGGAAUAAUCCCUCAAGUCAUGAAUGUUCUAUUCAGCAAGAUUGAAGCUUUAAAGCAUCAAAUUGAAUUCCAGUUGCAUGUUUCUUUCAUUGAGAUUCUGAAAGAAGAAGUGCGAGAUUUGCUGGAUCCCACCACUUUGAACAAAUCAGAUACUGCAAAUGGGCACGGAGGGAAAGUAAAUCUCCCAGGAAAACCACCAAUACAAAUUCGUGAAACAUCAAAUGGUGUUAUAACACUGGCAGGAUCUACAGAAGUGAGUGUUAGUACAUUUAAAGAAAUGGCCACUUGCCUAGAACAAGGAUCUUUGAGCAGGGCAACAGGAAGCACAAAUAUGAACAAUCAAUCGAGUCGUUCUCAUGCCAUCUUCACCAUCACCCUUGAGCAAAUGCGUAAGGUCAAUCCAGUUUUCCCUUGUGAUAGCAAUCCAAAUGACAGUAUGAAUGAAGAGUAUCUAUGUGCAAAGUUGCAUUUAGUAGAUCUUGCUGGAUCUGAGCGUGCAAAGAGGACUGGUUCAGAUGGCAUGCGUUUUAAGGAAGGAGUUCAUAUCAACAAGGGCCUUCUUGCACUUGGUAAUGUUAUCAGUGCACUUGGUGAUGAUAAAAGGCGAAAAGAAGGUGUUCAUGUUCCCUAUCGGGACAGUAAAUUGACUCGGCUUCUGCAGGACUCCCUUGGUGGUAACAGCAGAACUGUUAUGAUAGCCUGCAUUAGUCCAGCUGAUACCAAUGCUGAGGAAACCCUCAACACCUUAAAGUAUGCAAAUCGUGCCCGCAACAUCCAAAACAAGCCUGUUGUUAACAGAGACCCAAUGUCCAGUGAGAUGCUAAAGAUGCGCCAACAACUUGAGUAUUUGCAGGCGGAACUUUUUUCCCGAGGAGGAUGCUCUUCUGAUGAAGUUCAGGUUCUUAAGGAAAGAAUUGCUUGGCUUGAAGCUGCCAAUGAGGACCUUUGUCGCGAACUUCAUGAUUACCGCAGCAGAUGCACUGCUGUGGAGCAGCGUGAAACAGACGCUCAAGAUGGCAGUAUCUGUUCUGUGAAAACUGAUGGGCUCAAAAGGAGCUUGCAUAGUAUAGAGUCUCCAGAUUAUCAAAUGGGUGAAACGAUUUCUGGUGACUCCAGGGAUAUUGAUGAAGAAGUAGCGAAAGAGUGGGAGCACACACUUUUGCAGAAUACAAUGGACAAAGAAUUGCAUGAACUGAACAGACGUCUGGAGGAGAAAGAGUCAGAGAUGAAACUUUUUGGAGGGGUUGACACUGCAGCUCUCAAGCAACACUUUGGCAAGAAAAUCAUGGAAUUAGAGGAUGAAAAAAGAGCCGUGCAGCAAGAGAGGGACCGUCUGCUGGCUGAAAUUGAAAAUCUUUCUGCUGGUUCGGAUGGGCAAAAAGUGCAAGAUAUCGAUGCCCAGAAAUUAAAAACUCUCGAGGCACAGAUUCUGGAUCUUAAGAAGAAAGAAGAGAACCAAGUUCAGCUUUUAAAGCAAAAACAAAAAAGUGAUGAGGCAGCAAAGCGGUUACAAGAUGAAAUUCAAUCUAUAAAGGCACAAAAGGUUCAGUUGCAACACAGGAUCAAACAAGAGGCAGAGCAAUUUCGACAGUGGAAGGCCUCUCGAGAAAAGGAACUGCUGCAGUUACGGAAGGAAGGUAGAAGAAAUGAAUAUGAAAGGCAUAAGCUACAAGCUAUAAACCAGCGCCAGAAAAUGGUUCUUCAAAGAAAGACAGAAGAGGCUGCAAUGGCCACCAAAAGGUUAAAAGAGCUGCUUGAAGCUCGAAAAUCUUCUGCACGAGACAACUCAGCUAUCUCCAAUGGAAAUGGAGCAAAUGUUCAGAGCAAUGAAAAAUCCUUGCAACGUUGGCUUGAUCAUGAGCUAGAGGUCAUGGUAAAUGUGCAUGAAGUUCGCUUUGAAUAUGAGAAGCAAAGCCAAGUGCGAGCUGCACUUGCAGAAGAGUUGGCGGUGUUGAAGCAAGUAGACGAGUUUGUUUCAAAAGGAUUAAGUCCUCCACGAGGAAAGAAUGGAUUUGCUAGGGCAUCUUCGAUGUCACCAAAUGCGAGAAUGGCCAGAAUAUCAUCGCUUGAAAACAUGUUGAGCAUAACAUCUAAUUCACUAGUAGCAAUGGCUUCACAACUUUCAGAAGCAGAAGAGCGAGAGCGUGCAUUUACUAACCGUGGACGUUGGAAUCAGCUUCGUUCAAUGGGAGAUGCAAAGAAUUUGCUCCAGUAUAUGUUUAAUUCUGUGGGAGAUGCAAGGUGUCAACUAUGGGAGAAGGAAAUGGAAAUAAAAGAAAUGAAAGAACAAUUGAAAGAACUUGUAGGUCUAUUGCAACAAAGUGAAGCACAAAGAAAAGAAUCUGAGAAGGAGCUAAAAUUGAGAGAGCAUGCACUUGCAGUUGCUUUGGCUACUGCAGCCUCUGCUGGACAAGAACAGAGGAACUCCCACAAUUCACUGAAACACUCGAAGGAUGACACGAGUGGUCCACUGUCUCCAGUGUCUGUCCCAGCACAGAAACAACUAAAAUAUACGCCAGGAAUUGCUAAUGGUUCAGUCAGAGAGACAGCAGCAUUCAUUGAUCAGACUAGAAAGAUGGUUCCACUUGGGCAGUUAUCAAUGAGAAAAUUAGCAGUUGUAGGACAAGGUGGGAAGUUAUGGAGGUGGAAGAGAAGUCAUCACCAGUGGCUUUUACAAUUCAAAUGGAAGUGGCAGAAACCAUGGAGACUGUCAGAACUGAUCAGGCAUAGUGAUGAAACAGUUAUGAGGGCAAAGCCUCGCCUGCAGGUUCUGCCACGUAAAGUAUGAUGUUCAGUUGUCACCAGAUUAUUCCUUCCUGUUACUCAUCUGACCUAUAAGCCUGGUCCCAACACACAGCACAGAAAGAACCUAUAGAUGCAUGGAGCAUGUUGGAAGUGGCUGUUGAAGAGAUAUGCUUAUAGCAAUGUGGUGGGUGAGUUGAUUUUAAAAGGCAAUCUUGGAAUUUUUUUUUUUUUCCUUUUUUCCUGUGGUCACCCCAUUCGGAGCAUCUUGUAAAGCAGUAUUGAUGCGGCCGAUUGGUGACCAAAAUAUUUACUACAAGUGCUGACACCUGUGAUGGUGGGGUGAGUUGCAAGAUGACGGGUAAAAGAACAUCUUGCUCCAGGUGUCAGUAAUGUUUUGAUAUUCUGUCAAUAACAACUCUUUCAAGGGAAGAAAUCUCUCUCCAGAAGUCACAGAAAUGUAUAAUAAAGGUCUUUUUGAUUUAUUUUAGUAACUGCAAGUUCUUGCUAUGUGUUCCAAUGUUUAUUUUGUAUAAUCUCAAAAUUCUGUUGAAAGGAUUGAAGGCUGUAGCGUUUUCAGUCACCCGACAGAAAAAAACUGUUCAGUGAAUUUCUUGUACAUUUAAUUUUUGGCAGUGAUUGUAUCUAAAAGAAUAAGAGUGGUUUUGUC
Molecule: messenger RNA, 3948 nt
Organism: Populus euphratica (Euphrates poplar)
Lineage: Eukaryota; Viridiplantae; Streptophyta; Magnoliopsida; Malpighiales; Salicaceae
Product: chromosome-associated kinesin KIF4A-like
Exons: 26
Coding region: 163-3324 (1053 amino acids)
Biological process (GO): mitotic spindle organization; microtubule-based movement; spindle elongation
Cellular component (GO): microtubule associated complex
Molecular function (GO): microtubule motor activity; microtubule binding; ATP binding
Source: RefSeq, a predicted model, not a curated record